Messenger RNA from Gossypium raimondii (Peruvian cotton), 2091 nucleotides. RefSeq names its product O-fucosyltransferase 36. NCBI's taxonomy places the organism in Eukaryota, Viridiplantae, Streptophyta, Magnoliopsida, Malvales, Malvaceae. Gene Ontology annotation, biological process: protein O-linked glycosylation via fucose. The transcript has 3 exons. Gene Ontology annotation, molecular function: peptide-O-fucosyltransferase activity. The record is from RefSeq and is a predicted model, not a curated record. The coding region runs from base 251 to 1876 and encodes 541 amino acids.
GAGGUCGUUUCCUUGCAGGAAAAUAUCAGAUCGGACCGGUAGUGAGUCUUUUUCCACCGACCGUUUCUUCCUUCUCAACCUUCGCCAUCUCCAACUCCACAGACGAUAAAUUGUCUCAAAAUUUUUUUAUCAAAUCCCUAAAUUAUAAACCAAUAAUCACCGAAACCCCAGAUUUCCUUAAGUCCCUAGUUAUAUCGUCACCGACUCGGCCAUUCACUCCUUCACUCGCUCACUAACUCACUAGCAAAAAAUGGACCGAGAUUCAUCCGACGAAGACGACGACCGACGUAACUUAACCUACCGAAACGACACCACAAGAUCCAGUUUCAAUGUCGAAGAGCUCGAACCACAAAUGCGGCGUCGUUCCAAGCUCACUUUCCACAAAGGUUAUCUCUUCGCCCUUGUGCUCCCUCUGCUCAUCGUCUUUAUCUACUUCUCCACCGAUAUUCGCUCCCUCUUCACUUCCGAUAUCUCCUCCUUUAAAUUCAAUACGGUGUCGGAUCAAAUCAGAGAAUCCCAACUCCAAGCUCUUCACUUGUUGAACCAGCAGCAAAGUUCCCUUCUUUCUAUCUGGAAUCACACUUUCAUUAACUCUAAUAACAUCACGACCGUCCAAUUUGAUGAUAUCAAAGCCACAUUGCUCACCCAGAUCACGUUAAACAAACACAUGCAGCAAAUUCUAUUAUCCCCUUACAAAGCCGGAGACACCCUUCAAAACGGCACUGCUUUGGAUCCCAGUUCUGCCGGUUACGGUUUCCACCGUUGCAGAAAAGUUGACCAGAAAUUUUCUGAAAGAAGAACCAUUGAAUGGAAACCCAGACGGAAUAAAUUCUUGUUCGCGAUUUGCUUGUCGGGUCAGAUGAGUAACCAUUUGAUUUGCUUAGAGAAACAUAUGUUUUUCGCGGCGAUUUUGAAUCGGGCAUUGGUGAUUCCGAGUUCGAGAUUCGAUUAUCAGUACAACCGGGUUCUGGAUAUCGAGCACAUCAACGAUUGUAUUGGUAAAAAAGUUGUUGUACCAUUCGAGGAUUUUAUGAAAUUGAAGAAGAAUCACGCUCACAUUGACAAAUUCAUUUGCUAUUUCUCGACCCCGCAGCCGUGUUACAUGGACGAAGAGCAUUUGAAGAAGUUGAAGUCGUUGGGAAUUUCGAUGGGGAAAUUGGAGGCUGCUUGGAAGAAUGAGGAUGUUAAGAAUCCGAGUCGAAAGACGGUCAAGGAUGUGGAGGAGAAGUUUGGGUCUGAUGAUGAUGUGAUUGCAAUUGGGGAUGUUUAUUUUGCCGAUGUGGAAAGAGAUUGGGUGUUGCAACCAGGCGGUCCGAUUGCUCAUAAGUGUAAGACGUUGAUAGAGCCAAGUAAACUUAUCUUGUUGACUGCUGAACGGUUCAUUCAGACGUUCUUGGGUAGUAAUUUUAUCGCUCUUCAUUUCCGGCGACACGGCUUCUUGAAGUUCUGCAAUGCUAAAAAGCCAAGCUGCUUUUACCCUAUUCCUCAAGCUGCGGAUUGCAUUACUCGGAUAGUUGAAAGGGCCAACUCUCCAGUCAUAUACCUUUCAACAGAUGCAGCAGGGAGCGAAACUGGUUUGCUGCAAUCAAUGAUCAUGCUGAAUGGAAAGACUAUACCGCUGGUUAAACGUCCUCCUCGUAAUUCAGCUGAAAAAUGGGAUGCCUUAUUAUACAGACAUGGCCUUGAAGGUGAUUCUCAGGUGGAAGCUAUGCUGGAUAAGACCAUCUGUGCUAUGGCGAGUGUGUUCAUCGGAGCCUCAGGUUCGACUUUCACGGAGGACAUUUUACGACUCCGAAAAGACUGGGGAACGGCAUCUAUAUGUGAUGAGUACUUAUGCCAAGGUGAAAACCCAAACUUCAUUUCAGGUGAAGAGUGAAGAAUAUGCAGAAUUGGCAAUCUCCUGACAUAGUCUAUUUGCAAAGGAUAAUGUAUCAUAAGAGCAAUUAAUUGAUUACUUUAGUGUGUUCCAUGAAUUUAACCCCCCCCUAAACCUUUAUUCUUUUAUUGACUUUGUAAAUUACCAUCAUCAAUCAGUUCAGUAGUUGAGGAACCAUGUUUAUGAAAUAAAGCCCAGGGAUACGACGUUAAAUA